This is a messenger RNA of Tauraco erythrolophus (red-crested turaco), 8718 nucleotides long. Lineage: Eukaryota; Metazoa; Chordata; Aves; Musophagiformes; Musophagidae. The record is from RefSeq and is a predicted model, not a curated record.
GUGCAGUGUGAGCUGGUGCAAAAAGCUGUCUGUGCUACGAGGAAGACCACAGAAUGCCUUGAAAUGGAGAACAACAGAGAGGACUUUCGGUUUGAGGAGCCAUCUAAAGCACCGCUCCACCAUACAGUAGCUUUCAUAGAACAGGUGUUAGUGCCUAUUCUAAGCAAUAAGGAAAACCAUACUUCCUGGCCAGGCUGUGUUUCUCAAGAUGUGGAGCAUCAUCUGGGUAUCAUGAAAAAUAAAACACGUAUUAUGAAAGGUCUGAUGUCAGGAAGUACUCGUCUUCCCAUUCCCACAAUUGCAGCAAAGACUGACUUGCAUCAAAUAUAUGCCGAAAAUAAACAAGAUCCUAAUUCCAGGGCAGUACUACAUGCCAUUGAACCAAUGGUUAUUAGGUGGUCACAUCAGAUUCAUGACGCUGUAAGUAGAGAUUCUGCCGAACCUCUUCUGCGUGGCCUUCAUCCACACCCUCAAACUGAGCUGAUCUUCUGGAAAGCAAGAAGAGACAAUCUUUUCUAUAUAAAUAAGCAACUUCAGAGUCCUGUUGUUCAAAAAAUGAUUAAGAUCUUAAAAGUCAAAGAAAGCAGCUAUUAUCCUGCUUCUGAGGACAUUUUCAAGGAAGUAGAAGAUGCCCUUUUAGAAGCCCAAGAUAUUGUUCUGUAUCUGAGACCUCUGGAAAAAUACAUUCAGCUCUUUCGGGCAAUAGAAUUCCCAAAGAUCCAUAAUUUAAUCUCACCUUUAUUUCACACCAUCUGCCUGAUAGGAAGCCACUCCGAGUUCUACAGCGUGCCUGCAUGAAUAGUAGUUCUGCUGCAGGAAUUAUGCAAUCUGCUUAUUGACCAGUCUAGGUUAUGUCUUUCACCAGAAAAUCUUUUCAAAGGAGAACCUGAAGAAGCAUUGGAGCAUGUGAAAAUAGCUAAAACAACCUUAAAAAGCUUUAAGGAUUCAUUCUUUAGUCACAGAAACAAAUUGGAGAGUUACUUCACCUGUGGCAAGGAAUUUAAACCAUGGGAUUUCAGAUCUGAGAUGUUGUUUUCCAGAUUUGAUAUGUUCCUCAACCACUUACUGAAGAUUGAGAUAUUAUUUAUCAUCUAUGAAAUUUUCAUUAACAUGUUGGAAUUUCAAAAACUGGAAAAGCUGGAGUUUGGUGGAAUCAAAGGGAAAAUUUUAAGUAAGCAAGUCUGCAGAAUGAAUGAAGAGUUUCUGGAAAGCUGUGAAGUUUUCAGAAAGAGAACAUAUGAUCCUUCAGAUUACAGUAACAUGGAGUUUAAAGAUAAUUAUACUGAAUUUAAAGCCAAAACUCUGGAUCUUGACAGUUGCCUUGCCUCAGUUCUUUGUGUAGGAUUUCAUGACUGUUCAGGUUUGGAAUCCAUGUUCAAGCUUUUAACUAUUUUUGGAAGCUUUCUAAAAAAACCUGUCAUCGUGGAGAUAUUUAGCCCAAAUUACAAUAUUUUAAUGGAAAUGUUUUCUGAAGAACUGAAUAACUGCAGAUGUAUACAUGAUGAACACAUUAAAAAGGCAGAAGAAGGGAAUGAAAUAAUUAACACAAAUAUGCCAGUUACUUCAGGAAACCUUAAAUGGUCUGAAGAACUGAAGGAACGAAUACAGACGUUUUGGUCCUACCUCUCAUCUCUGCCUCACUUAGGCUUAGAAAGUCCAGAAGUUGCUUUUAUUUCUCAGAAAUAUGUGGAGAUGUUGAAAUUCCUUGACCAAUAUGAAGAUCAGACCUACUGUGAAUGGAAAGUUCAGGUGGAUGAAAUUUGUCAGUUUAAUUUAGACCAGACUCUAAUUAAGUGUAAUCCUGAAAACCGCCUCCUGAGUGUGAAUUUUCAUCCUAAGCUUGUGGCUUUAUUGAGAGAGGUGAAGUAUGGCUUGAUGUUGAACCAGCCCAGUAUUCCAGAUUCUGCUUUAGCUAUAUACGAGAAAAGGAACAAUUUUGCAAAGUGUAUUGGAGAUCUUGAACUUGCCGUUCAGCUGUACAACGGACUAAUGCAGACUACUCUGGAGGUAGAAUAUCCUCUGAUUGAAAAAGAGCUGAGAACUAUUGAUGACCAGCUGAAAGAAGCAGAAGAAAUAUGCACGUGGCAGGCGACAACCUGCUGGGACUGCAGCAAACAAGUGAAAACGUCUAUCUGUGAUUUGGACAGAGUUCAACAAUCAAAGGACAAUGUUAGAUCAAUCCAGGGAAUUAUAAAUGCUUGGAUGGAACAUGCCCUCUUUUUCAGGAAAGGUAAAAAAGAAGCUCUGUUGUACCUGGAUGACAAAGGAGAAAGACUUCCUAAAAUAUACAAAAUGCUGCAAGAAGAUAGCUACCAGAUCCAUCGUCUUGUUGAGAGAGAUUUAAAGCUCUUCAAAGCAGAUUCCUCCUCAGUCUCUUGGAAGAUUUUUAUAGAGUACAUUGAUGACAUUGUGGUCGAUGGUUUAUAUAACGCCAUAAUGCGUUCUUUAGACUUCUUUUUGAAGAACAUAGAAGAAAAUUUGAAGCCAGCUCCUCUUUUUCAAGCACAAAUGAUCCUUAAUAGCACAGAGAUUCAAUUUAAACCUUCUCUAGAUAAAGAGGCUGGUGAUGGUUUUUGUGACCUUGUAGAUGAACUCCUGAGUGAUGUUUUCCGAGUGUCUGCCCAGGUGAAAAGGGUAGCAGCACAUCUGGGAUCAGAACAUUACCAGAAUGAUAUGGACGACAUGUUUGAUCUGUCUGAAAUCAGGCAGGAUAUGAUGGAGAGAGUGGCAAAUGUAACCAACAAAGCCUUGGAGUAAAGAAAAUCUCUUGCUAGCUACGCGUCUCUCUGGCUGGAGGACCGGUCUCAGUUUAUGAAGCAGUUCCUUCUCCAUGGUAGUGGUUUAGCAUCAAGAAAGAUGCCUCUUACUGACAAAGUCUCUCGACAGCCUCCCGCUAUUAAACUGUUUAAAGAGCAGAUUGACAUCUAUGAAAAUCUUUAUGUUCAGAUAAGCAAGUUUGAAGACUCGAAAAUUUUUGACAGUUGGUUUAAAGUAGAUAUGAAGCCUUUCAAAAUGAGCUUGCUAAACAUUAUUAAGAAAUGGAGCUGGAUGUUUAAGGAGUAUCUCUUGCUUUCUCUUUUUGUUAGUCUGACUGACUUAAAAGAAUUUAUAAAAGUGACAGAUGCUGGACUCCAAAGAGAGGUGACCGAGGGAGAUUAUUGUGUGCUGGUAGAAAUCAUGGGCCAUCUCUUGGCUGUGAAAGAGAGGCAGACAACUGCUGAUGAACUCUUUGAACCGUUAAAAGAAGUGGUUGCACUGUUAGAAAGUUAUGGACAGAAGAUGCCAGGCGAAGUUUAUGCCCAGUUAGAGGAAUUGCCUGAAAAAUGGAAUGCUGUUAAGAAGAAAGCUGCUUUGGUAAAGCACAAAGUAACUCCUCUUCAGGCCUCUGAAGUUGUAGUUAUCAGAAGAAAAUGCACUUUGCUUCAUGGGAAGCAGAUGGAAUUCAGAGAAAGAUUUAAAAAGGAAGCUCCCUUUCAGUUGGGCGCAGAAAAUGCCUAUGCUCAUCUUGACAAGGCAAAUCAAGAGCUCGAGAUGUUCGAAAAAGAAAUAUUACUAAUGCAGGAAUCUGCAAAACUAUUUGAAGUAGCUAUUCCAGACUACAAGCAAAUGAAACAAUGUCAAAAAGAAGUGCAGUUGCUCAAGAAAGUUUGGGAUAUUAGUGUUUAUAUUAAUAGCAGCAUUGAUGAUUGGACUAAAACCCAGUGGAGACAGAUUAAUGUGGAACAGAUGGAUGUGGAGCUCAGAAGCUUUGCCAAGGAAAUGUGGUCUUUGGAUAAAGAAGUUUGUUCCUGGGAUGCAUAUAGAGACUUGGAGUUAAAGGUGAAGAACCUGAUGUCAUCAUUGAAAGUGGUAUUGGAGUUGCAAAAUCCUGCAAUCAGAGAGAGACACUGGUACCAGGUCAUGAAUGUGACAGGAGUCAGGCUUUUAGUAGCAGAAGAUACCACCUUGGGAGACCUUCUGGGACUCCAGCUUCAUAAAAUAGAAGAUGAAGUCCAAAGCAUAGUUGACAACGCUGUGAAAGAGUUGGGUACUGAGAAGGUUUUGGCAGAAAUCAGCCAAACAUGGACUGCCAUGGAAUUUUCUUACGAAGAGCAUCACAGGAGUGGAGCUGCUUUAUUAAAGUCAGAUGAGCAGCUGCUCGAAAUGUUAGAUAACAAUCAAGUUCAGCUGCAAAUGAUUCUGAAAAGUAAAUAUGUGGCAUAUUUCAUUGAACAAAUGAAAGGUUGGCAAAAUAAAUUAAACAUGGCAGAUUCUAUCAUUUCCAUUUGGAUGGAAGUUCAACACGUGUAGUUUCAUCUAGAAAGUAUUUUCACUAGCUCUGAAGAUCUCAGAAGCCAGCUGCCUGAAGAUGCAAACAGAUUUGAUGAAAUCAACAGACACUUCAAAGAGUUGGUGACUGACACAGCAACUACAAAAAAUGUGAUGGAAGCUACAACCAAGCCAAAGGUGUAUGAAAAAUUUGAAGCCUUGUGGCACAGACUUUCUCUUUGUGAAAAAACUUUGGCUGAAUAUUUGGAAACCAAGUGCAUAGCUUUUCAUCGCUUCUAUCUUGUUUCUUCAGCAGACUUGCUAGACAUCCUCUCAAAAGGAACACAGCCAAAACAGGUGGCCCAUCAUCUUACCAAACUUUUUGACAACAUCGCUGAUCUUAAAUUUCAAGAGAAUAUAGAGGAGUCUAUAAAUACUGCCCUUGGGAUGUACAGCAGAGAAAAGGAGUAUGUUCCAUUCCAUGAAGAGUGUGAAUGCAGUGGUCAGGUAGAGUCUUGGUUGCAACAUCUUGAGGAAACUGCACACGAAACAGUGUGCCUCUGCAGCAUGGAGGCAAUACUAGCCUGUGAAGAGACGCAGAGAGAACAGUGGAUUUUUGACUACCCAGCCCAGGUUGCACUUACGGGUUCACAAAUCUGGUGGGUUUCAGAUGUAGAAAACGCAUUUGGUAGGCUGGAAGAGGGCUUGAUGAAGGAUUGCCACAAGAAGCAGGUCACUCAACUAAAUGCUCUUAUUACCAUGCUGCUUGGAGAACUUUCCUCGAGUGAUCGACAGAAAAUCAUGACCGUUUGCACCAUAGAUGUUCACGCUAGAGAUGUAGUAGCAAGCCUUGUAGCUCAGAAGGUCACCAGUUCCUGAGCUUUUGCUUGGCUCGCACAGCUACGCCAUAGACAGGACGAUGCCCAGAAACACUGUUUUGCCAUCUACGAUGCUCAAUUUCAGUACUUUUAUGAGUACUUGGGAAAUACCCCUCGGCUAGUUAUUACACCUUUGACUGACAGGUGUUACAUUACACUAACUCAGUCUCUCCACCUAACAAUGAACGGUGCUCCUGUGGGACCAGCCUGCACAGGUAAGACAGAGACCACCAAAGAUCUAGACCAUGCCCUUGGGAUGAUGGUGUACAUCUUCAUCUGCUCCGAGCAGAUGGAUUACAAGUCUGUAGGAAAUAUCUAUAAAGGUUUGGUCCAGACAGGAGCUUGGGGGUGCUUUGAGGAAUUCAAUUGCAUCUCGGUAGAAGUUCUAUCAGUGGUGGCAGUACAAGUAAAGACUAUCCACAAUGCCAUUAGGAACAAGAAAAAGAAAUUUUUAUUCCUUGGUGAAAACAUUACAUUGAAGUCAUCAGUUGGAAUAUUUAUUACCAUGAACCCUGGAUAUGCAGGUCGGACAGAACUACCUGAAAAUCUCAAAGCUCUGUUCAGACCCUGUGCCAUGGUUGUCCCUGAUGUUGAACUCAUCUGUGAAAUUAUGUUGGUUGCUGAAGGGUUUAUUGAUGCAUACCUUUUAGCCAGGAAGUUUACCUUGUACACUCUCUGCAGGGAGCUGCUUUCUAAACAGACCAUUUAUGACUGGGGACUUCGUGCUAUCAAGUCAGUUUUGGUAGCUGCCGGCUCACUGAAACAGAGAGACAAGAACAGACCUGAGGAUCAGGUGCUUAUGCGAGCCUUAAGAGACUUCAAUUUCCCUAAAAUAGCGACAGAUGAUAUCCUAGUUUUCACGGGUCUGAUCAGUGACCUGUUUCCAGCUCUAGAUGUUCCGAGGAAGAGGAACCUGCAAUUUGAACAGAUGGUUAAAUGGUCUACCCUGGAGCUUCACUUGCAGCUUUAUUCUCAAAGUGUUCUCAAAGUUGUUCAGCUGGAGCAGCUACUGGCGGUGCGUCACUCUGUGUUUGUCAUUGGAAAUGCAGGGGCUGGAAAGAGUAAGGUGUUUUACAUUGUAUUGCUGAAAGUUCUGCAUCACAACUAUGUUAACAUGAAACAAAAGCCUGUUUGGAAUGACCUUAACCCAAGAGCUCUGACAGCUGAUGAACUGUUUGGGUUUAUGCACUGUGCAACCCAAGAAUGGAAAGAUGGUCUCUUGUCAUCUCUUCUGAGAGAGCAAGCUAAUAUUACCCAUGAGGGGCCAAAAUGGUUAGUUUUAGAUGGGGAUAUAGAUCCUGUGUGGAUUGAGUCACUCAACACUGUUAUGGAUGAUAAUAAGGUUCUGACCCUUACAAGCAAUGAAUGUGUGCCUAUGACUCCAUCAAUGCGGCUGCUGUUUGAGGUACGCCAUUUAAGAGCUGCUACUCCAGCUACAGUAGCCAGAGCUGGUAUUCUCUGACUGAACACUCAGGACCUGGGGUGAAAUCCGUAUGUUGUCAUCUGGAUAGAAACAAGGAGAUACCAAUCUGAAAAGGCUAACUUGACUGUUCUCUUUGAUAAAUAUGUGCCUCCCUGCUUAGAACAGCUCAGAAUAAGAUUUAAAACUGUAACCCCUAUUUCUGAGAAUAGUAUGGUUCAGACACUCUGUUCUCUGCUGGAUUGUUUGCUGACCCCUGAAAAUGUGCCAGUGUAUUGCCCCAGAGAGCUCUAUGGGAUGUAUUUUGUCUUUGCUUGUGUUUGGGCAUUUGGUGGGGCGCUCUCUCAAGAUCAGCUUUCAAAUUACCAAGCUGAAUUCAGCUGCUGGUGGCUUAAGAAGAUGAAGGCAGUGAAGUUUCCAUCCCAGGGCACAGUGUUUGAUUAUUACUUUGAUCCAGAGACGAGGAAGUUCCUGCCCUGGGUGGAUAAGGUCCCAAGUCCUGAUAUGGAUCCAGAUGCAUCUCUGCAGGCAAUCUUUGUUCACACAUCUGAGACUGCACAUCUCAAAUAUUUUAUUGAUUUAGUCUUAACAAAAGGCAAACCAGUCAUGCUUGUUGGAAAUGCCGGAGUAGGAAAAACAGCGUUUGUAGGCGAUAGGCUUGCUGCUGUCUCUGAAGACUACCUCCUGGCUGACAUCUUUUUCAACUACUACACAACAUCAGCAGUGCUUCAGAGAGUUCAUGAACUAAAUGUUUGAAAAAAAGCUGGUCAUAACUAUGGUCCAGUAGGAAAUAAGAAACGUUUGAAUAUGCCUGAAGUGGAUAGAUAUGGAACAGUUCAACCUCACGCAUUGAUUUGGCAGCAUAUAGAUUAUGGACAUUGGUACGAUAGGCAGAAGCUAACUGUUAAAGAAAUUCAUAAUUGUCAGUAUAUUGCCUGUAUGAAUCCAACGGCUGGCAGCUUCACUGUCAACCCUAGGCUCCAGAGAUGUUUUACAGUGUUUGCUUUGAACUGCCCUUCUUCAGAGUCCCUGACUACCAUCUAUAGCAAGAUAGUUUUGUUCCACUUCCAACAACAUACUUUUACUCUAUCAGUAAUCAAGAAUAUUCCAGCCAUAGUACAAGCAGCCAUAUGGCUUCACCAAGCAGUGAUUCCAUACUUUCCACCAACUGCUAUUAAGUUCCACUAUAUCUUUAACAUGAGUAACCUCUCCAACGUCUUCCAGGGCAUUCUGUUUGCUACACCCGAGUGUUUACAACAACCAAAUGAUCUUCAACGUCUUUGGCUUCAUGAAUCAGCUCGUGCCUAUGGGGAUAAAUUGGUGGAAAACAAAGACUGCAAUUUCUUUCAUAAAAUGUUGAUAGGCACUAUGCACAAGUAUUUUGAGAAUGGGGAAGACCAAGUGUUGCUGCAAUCUCCGCUCAUUGAUUGCCAUUUUGCAAACGGCAGAGCAGACUCUUGCUACAAGCCAGUGAAAGGGUGGGAACCACUGAGGAGUAUACUUGAGGAGUUCCUUGAAAGCUACAAUGAAAUGCAUGCUUCUAUGAACCUAGGCUUAUUUGAGGGUGCCAUGCAGCACGUGUGCCGAAUCAGUCAUAUCCUAGAAGCCCCUAGGGGUUAUGCACUUCUGAUUGGAGUAGAUGGUAGUGCUAAACAAAGCUUGUCGAGGCUGGCAGCAUACAUCUGCUCCCUGGAGAUUUUCCAAAUCACACUGAAAAAAGACUACGGGAUCCAGGACCUGAGGGUAGAUCCUGCCAGUUUGUACAUCAAAACUGGUGCCAAGAACAUGCCCACAGUGUUUUUGCUGACAGAUGCCCAGGUUCUAGAUGAAUGCUCUCUUGUGCAGAUUAAUGACUUGUUGGAAUCAGGAGAGAUCCCAGAUCUGUUGAAUGAUGAAGACGUGGAGGGCAUAGUUACAGGAGUUAGAAAAGAAGUCUGAGCCCUAGGCCUGAUGGACACCAGAGAAAGCUGCCGGAGGUUCUUUUUGAGUAGAGUGCGGCUACAGUUAAAAAUCAUUCUGUGUUUCUCUCCCGCCGGUGCCACACUGCGAGCGCGAGCUCGGAAGUUCCCAGCCAUAGUUAACUGCACCACUAUUGACUGGUUUCAGGAGUGGCCACGGGAGGCCCUGCGCUCCGUCAGCAGGAGGCUCAUUGAGGAAGCCCAGGGGGUCGAG